Belonocnema kinseyi is the source of this 837-nucleotide messenger RNA. Its product is annotated as cilia- and flagella-associated protein 251-like. The transcript has 6 exons. Bases 1 to 837 code for a protein of 278 amino acids. The record is from RefSeq and is a predicted model, not a curated record. NCBI's taxonomy places the organism in Eukaryota, Metazoa, Arthropoda, Insecta, Hymenoptera, Cynipidae.
AUGCGAACUAGAUUACAAGUGGAUUAUGACGAAAUAGAAAUGGAUUACAAGGGUAUUACUGUGAAAUACUUUACUGAAGUUGAUUACAAGUGGAUUACUGAGUUGAAAAUUAUUGUCCUAAUUUCUGGCGAAAAUCAAUACCAAUGUCGCGAAAUUUAUUUGCCAUACCCGCCAGGUGAUCAAGCUGGCUGUAUAAUCAAGGAGAUAGUUGAGGAGACAGAGGAAGCGGAGAGGGAACAGAAGAUAGAUGUGGAGGACAUAGGCGAGGAGCGGGUGAUAAAUAAAGAGGCAGAUGAGGAUAUGAAAAAAUAUGAAGUAUAUCAGCAGAUAGACAAGAAAAUGUGUCAGGAGCAGAUGAUAAGUCUAGAGGAGGAGGAGGAGGAGGAGGAGGAUCAGCACAUAAAUGAGGGGAUAUCUAAGGAGUCAGAUAAGGAGAAGGAAGAGGAGAACAAAGACAAAGAGAAGGAGGAGGAUGAGAAAAUAGAUGUUAAGAUAGAUGAGGAGACAAUAGACUUGGAGGAGGAUCAGAAGAUGGAGGUGGAGGAUGGAGAUAGUAGAAGGGAAGGAGAGGAUCAGGCGAUAGAUAAGGAGGAAAUAGAAGAGAAGGAGGAGGAAAAUGCUCAGAUUGAUGAGGAGAUAUGUAAGAAGGAGAAAGAGGAGAUAAAUGAAAAGAUAGAUAACGAGAUAGAAGAAGAGGGAGAUGAGGUAAUAAAAGAGGAGGAUCAUGCGAUAGUGGAAAAGGAGGAAAUAAAUAAAGAAACAUAUAAAAUAAAAGAAGAGGAAAAAGAGGAUCUGCAAAUAGAUAGAGAGUUAUGUCACGAGAAGGAGAAUGUUUAG